This is a messenger RNA of Electrophorus electricus (electric eel), 4654 nucleotides long. It is a transcript of the gene vangl2, whose product is annotated as VANGL planar cell polarity protein 2. Gene Ontology annotation, cellular component: membrane. The record is from RefSeq and is a predicted model, not a curated record. Lineage: Eukaryota; Metazoa; Chordata; Actinopteri; Gymnotiformes; Gymnotidae. Gene Ontology annotation, biological process: multicellular organism development.
UUGAAUGAAGGAGACGGAAAUAUGUGUUUCUGUGAAUAACAGAUGAGUAGCUGUUCCCGCAGGCAAAACGGGAAAUCGGAGUGGAAUUGUUUCGUUUAGGGUCGGUGCACGGCCAAAGGAACAGACAAGAAAGUGCGACGAGUACGCCUGUUCUCUAAUCGUUAGUCCUCCUCCUCUUCAGCCUUCAAAAUAGAUUCUCUCAGGAGUAAAGUUGAACUGCUGAAGCUGCCGCUGGCUCUAUCCUCUAAAUCUAUCUCAGAGCGCAAAACUCAACUGGGCGGAGCAACAGAACGUUCCAGGGGCGGAGCUGGGGUCCACAAACCCCGCCCACUGGCCCCAGACAUGGACAACGAGUCCCAGUACUCGGGCUACUCCUACAAGUCCUCCCAUUCCCGUAGCUCUCGCAAGCACAGGGAUCGGAGAGACAGGCACCGCUCUAAGAGCAGGGACAGCAGAGGGGACAAAUCGGUCACUAUCCAGGCUCCUGGAGAGGCCCUGCUGGACACAGAGUCCACACGUGGAGAUGAUCGAGAUGAUAACUGGGGUGAGACGACGACGGUGGUGACGGGCACGUCCGAGCAUAGCGUUUCCAACGAGGACCUGACUCGGGCAUCCAAAGAGCUGGAGGACUCGUCUCCGCUGGAGUGCCGGCGGUUUGCGGGCCCGGUGCUGAGCGCCGUGCUGGGCCUCUUCGCCCUGCUCACGCCACUGGCCUUCCUGUUGCUGCCUCAGCUGCUGUGGCGAGAGGCGCUGGAGCCGUGCGGAACGCCCUGCGAGGGCCUCUACGUCUCGCUCGCAUUCAAGCUCCUGGUGCUGCUUCUGUCGUCGUGGGCGUUGUUCCUGCGUCCGCCGCGCCACACACUGCCGCGCUUCUUCGUCUUCCGCUGCCUGCUCAUGGCUCUGGUUUUCCUCUUUGUCGCUUCCUACUGGCUGUUCUAUGGCGUGCGAGUGCUGGAACCACGCGAGCGUGACUACAGAGGCAUUGUGGGUUAUGCAGUCUCGCUGGUGGAUGCCUUGCUGUUCAUCCAGUACCUGGCCCUGGUGCUGCUGGAGGUGAGGCAUCUCAGGCCGGCCUUCUGCCUCAAGGUGGUGCGCACGACCGACGGAGCCAGCCGAUUCUACAACGUGGGACAUCUCAGUAUCCAACGGGCUGCAGUGUGGGUGUUGGAUCAAUAUUACAGUGACUUCCCUGUUUAUAACCCAGCCCUGCUGAACCUCCCUAAGUCAAUUCUCUCUAAAAAGAUGUCUGGCUUCAAGGUCUACUCCUUGGGUGAAGAGAACAGCACCAAUAACUCGACAGGCCAGUCCAGGGCCAUGAUCGCUGCUGCUGCCCGUCGCCGUGAUAACUCACACAAUGAGUACUACUACGAGGAGGCCGAGAUGGACCGUAGGAUACGCAAACGCAAGGCCAGGCUCGUGGUGGCCGUGGAGGAGGCGUUCACACACAUCAAGCGGCUGCAGGAGGACGAAGCAUCAUCGUCGCCCAAGCACCCGCGUGAGGUGAUGGACCCGCGUGAGGCCGCUCAGGCCAUCUUUGCACCCAUGGCCCGCGCCAUGCAGAAGUACCUGCGCACCACACGCCAGCAGCCCUACCACAGCAUGGAGAGUAUAAUCACCCACCUGCAGUUCUGCAUCACGCACAACAUGACGCCAAAGGCUUUCUUGGAGCGCUACCUCACCCCUGGCCCAACCAUGCAGUAUCAGAGGGAGAACGGUAGGGGCCGCCAGUGGACCCUCGUCAGCGAGGAACCUGUGACGUCAGCUCUGCGACAGGGACUCGUUUUCUCUCUCCGCCGUCUCGAUUUUUCCCUGGUCGUCACGGUGACCACCCUCCCCUUCCUCACCCUGGGGGAGGAGUUUAUUGACCCCAAGAGCCACAAGUUUGUGAUGAGGCUCCAGUCUGAGACUUCUGUGUAGGCGCAAGUAAAGAACAAGGAAGGAAACAGAAACCCAGAUGAGGUGUGGAGGCGCAGUGCAGCAUCAGUAGUUUAGAGCAGGAUGUAAAGAGAGCGAGAGAGAGGGAGAGAACCACUUCUUUUUAAUCAUUUUUAUAUCGCUGGGCUUUUUAUUGGCCUGUUUUUUAUAUAAUUUGAAUUACUUCAGAAACUGCCUAUUCCUGAAAGAUAGGCAGCUUGUGCCUAAUUUGGACUGAAUGGUUCUUAUGCAUUUCUAGCCUAAAAGUUGACCUUCCUGUUAUUACAUGACAUUUUUCUCUGCUGCGGGCAGGCAGUACUGUGCUACGUGAAAGUUUCGGGCCAUAUUGUUCUAGUCCCGGAUGGCUCCAGCACUACACAGUUCAGUGUGUUCCCCGAUAACUCUCCUAUGGCUAAUUAUUAAGCUCUUGGUGGUUGAUGGAGGUGAAAAUGUACCUGUGCAAUCUUGUGGCCCUUUAGGACUUGCCUUUGGUAGAAUGGUUUACACAAAUCCUUUCCAUCCUCCCUCAGGAUGAUGUUUCAGGUUGGAGUCACAUGAGUAACAUGUAACGAUGGUUUUUCACCAGAUGUUGACAUGGAGGUUUCUUGGGUCAUGAAAUUGUGAUUGAUUUUUUUUUUUUUUUAAUGUUGUGACCAAUGUCGGGCCAAGCAAGCACAAAGGUCUGGUAAGAAGCACCAAUCACCUUGCUCAUUAGAAUCAGUAACCAUGAAGAUAAAAUAAUGGAAACGCAUGUGCUCAGAGUUCUUUUUUGUCUUGUGAGGGGAUUUCCUCAUGCAUCAAGGCCAUGUGAGCUGUGGACUGAUUUGUGAAACUUUUAGGAAUGUGGUAAUUUAACUAUUACUAAAAUAGGGAAUCCAACAUAUUUAGAAAUUACUUUAAUCACCAUCUUCAGUGUCGGCAUGGGAAGUGUGCUCUGAGAAGUUGAUGUGUGAACCAUAACUGAAACCAGGCUAAGAAACAUAAAUCUUAUGUAAUCAGGGUACUCAAAGGUGAACAUUAUAGUCCUAAUCCAAUAAUGAACUCAUGGUUUUAGAAAGCAGUGAAAUUCAUAUUUGAUUCAGGAAUGGAUGUUUCAUGUUGGCUUUUGAUUGCAAAUUUAAUCUACUGGAUGACGGCUACUUGUACAGAGACCUCAGUACAAGCGAAUCCUUAGCAAUGCGAACACUACUGUAAUUUAUACAUGUCUAAUGAGAGGAGGAACACAUUUUUCCACUAAAGUUAUUUACAAUUGAAGCCUUUACUGUUUUUCCUUUGACUUUCUUUUUAAAGCUGGAUACACUCCUUAUUACACCAGACCUUAUUACUGUCUGUAUAUAGGACCCAGAUUGCAAGGGCUCAAUAAAACUGUACUGUUUAUUACUGUGUUAGGCCUUGAGCUUGGGAUCUCUCACUUGAGUAGUUCACCUGCAAAAUCCUAACAGGAAGGUUAGGAAAGGUGUUUUAACAUUAUACAAGUGACAUCAUACUGAGAGGUCUGUUCCAGCUCCUAUUCGUGGUCCUUCAGUUUAACAUUUUAGGUGGUACUACUCCUGUAGACCCUGCAAUGUCGUUGUUAUUCUAAAGAAUCAAGCGGCCUUUUUAAUGUUUGUUUACAUUUUGCAAAAAAUGUGUGGCAAGUGCCCUCUGCAUGUAGCUUUUCAAAAAAAAAAAGAAAAAGGAAAAAAGAAUUUUUAUUUUUAUUUUUCCCAACAUCACUAACUUGAAGUUGUGUGGUUUCUAUACACAGUGACUCAAAUGGACCAUUUAUUAAAAUUGUGACGCUACUGGCUAGCAUUUGAAUGUGUCAUAUUUUUCACCGUAACCACAAACCAGACUUCCUGCAUGUCAUGUUUCUUUAGCCUUAGCAGAUCUGCUUUCUGAGAGCAUGAGGGGGAAGUCCCCGUCACUGCUCAGUACAGUUAUCUCAACUUUUCUGUAUAUUUUACAAUGAGUCACCAGUUACCACAGAAGCUUCAGACACUGAGCGUACAUACCCUUGCUUUUUUAUGGCAGCUUUGGGAGUCCACUGUAGGUUCUUUUUCGUCCAUAUUGUAUAUAACUGUAAUAUUUAGGUUUUUGUUUGUUUUUUGUGUUUAAAAAAACAUUUUAUUGAUGUGGAUGAGACAUGGGACUGAGGUGUUUUUAUUUUACCUUCAUGUAAAAUUUUUAAAUGAACCUCAACAUCUUUCUUCUUUAGGCCUAAUGCAUGCUUGUAGAGGAUUUUGUAAUUUUUGUAUCCUUCGCCUUGUUCUCUUAAAAUGAAACUAAAACCUUUUACCUUUUUUCUUUUCAAAAAAAGAAGAAAAAUGUGUUGUAAAGAGGUGUAGAUUUAUUAUUGUGAUGCUGCUUUUUUCUUUUUUCUUUUUUUUUUUUUUUUUUUGCAUUUGAUACUUUUAGGACUAAGACAGUUACAGCCUUUUUAAUAAAUACUUUCAACUCAGCUCAUGUGUAACCAGUAUUCUUAUGGGGAAAAUGGUAAUUUACGUAGGAUUUUGUUUCCUUGCUAGUUCAAGACCCACUGUUGCCACAGGUGGGCCCCUGAGCAAGAUCCUUAACCCUCAAUUGCUCAAGGUGUACUGAGUCAUAAUUGUAAUUAUCCAAAGCAUCAGCUAAAUGCCUGUAAUGUAAUCACAUUCACAUAAAUUUGAGCAAGAAGUUGAACAUUUGUUAACAGCUAAAAUGACCAACGAGACACAGUGGUUUAUAUACAUACAAACAUGACGUGAAAUAAGGUUCUGGU